Paramecium octaurelia is the source of this 2196-nucleotide messenger RNA. The record is from the annotation of a GenBank genome assembly. Lineage: Eukaryota; Ciliophora; Oligohymenophorea; Peniculida; Parameciidae.
AUGCAAGCUCCAAAUCUAACGAAAUUGCCGAGCUAGCAAAAAGUUCCUAAAUAUCGGCCUGUAGAUUAUAAAAUAUAAUUUAGUCAAUCAACAUAGACAAUCUGAUUGCAAUAUGUACAGGGAAACUCAAGAACUGUCCAAAUCACAAGAAAGCCCUUUACAUUCGAGCAUCCGCCUAUAUUAAAAAAGGGGAGUACGAAAUUGCAAUUUAAGAUUGUAAUAAACUCUUAGAGUCAGACGGUGAUAAUGUUGGAGGAUAUUAUUUGAGAGGUAUUCAAAUCUAACAAAUUAAGGAUGUGCCAAUGAAAAAUUAGGAUAAACUGAUCUUGCAAUAGAUGACUUUUCCAAAGUAUUACUUUUAGAUGAGAACCAUGUCAAUGCGGCAUUUGCUCGUGCUUCCUGUCUUAAUCUAAAGGGAGAUUUCGCAGGAGCCAUAGAAGACUAUACUCGAGCCUUGGAGAAAGAUAAUGCAAAAUCUCUUAAUCUUUCUAAUUCCAUAAAUAAACGAUCGUUACUUAGAAAUAGUUCAAUGAAAAAAGAUGAUACCUAUCCUAAAACUGAAGCAUUUUAGUAUAAAACCAAAACAAACAAAUAUUAACAGCCUGAAGAGGAUGAUCUCAUGAACCCACAAAAUGAUGAGGAAUACUUACAAAAUGAUUAAUCCUAGAUUUAAAAUUAACCAUAAUAGAAUAGUUUUAUGAGUCAAAAUCCUCUCUACACAAGCAUUGAUGCUAAUGAACUUCAUAUUUAGCGUCCUUCCUAAAUAAUUGAUAAAGAAAUUUCUCAGCCCGUGCAAUAACAAUUAAUAUCUAUGAUUCCAGAUCAUAUCAAAUAAGAUAAUAAGAAGAUAUCAGAUUGGUUCCAUCAGCAAGGAUUUGAGGCUAGAAAAAAAGAAGAUUUCAUUAAAGCUAUUGAAUUUUAUACAAUGGCUCUAAUGUUUAAUUCUAACCAUUUUAAAUCCAUAUUUAAUAGAGGUAUGAAGUUAUUUAUUAAUCUCUCAAGGUUUCGCAUUCGAUAAGCUAAGAAUGUAUAACGAUGCAAUUAAUGAUUAUACUAAAGCAGUAGAAAUGGAUCCAAAAAAUGCAUACGCUUACUACAAUAGAGGGAUUUCCUAUGAUAAAAAAGGGGAUUACAAUUUGGCUAUUAAGGAUUUCGCCAAGGCUAUUGAACUAGAUCCAUCCAAAGCAGAUUUUUAUCAUAAUAAGGGUUUUGCAAUGAAGAAAAAAAAUUUGAUAAAAGAGGCUAUCUUAGAAUUUAACGAAUGUUUAAGAUUAGACAAAAACCAUUUUAAGGCUUAUUAUAACAGAGCUAAUUGUUAUGAGAAGCUAGGAGAAUUUGAUAAAGCACAACAAGAUUAUCUAAUUGCUAAUAAUGUUGUGCCUAACAAUCCGAAUACUUUAACUCAUAUUGGAAUUUUGAUGGAUCGAUAAUAGAAACUGGAGGAUGCUUUAAAAUACUUCAACUCGUAAUCUUAUAAUUUAAUUUUUUUUAGCUCUUUAAAGAUUGAUUCCAACUAUGCACCAGCCUAUAAUGGGAGAGGCUUAGUUUAUGAUAAAAUUGGAGAGUAUGAGAAGGCUUGCAUAGACUUUAACAAAGCUAUUGAUAUAGAACCACAAAAUCCUGUUUAUAUUCAUAAUCGAGGAUGUUGCAAGAGAAGCAUGAAUAAAUUUGAAUAGGCUCUAGAAGAUUUUAAGAAAGCCUUAUCUUUGGAUUCUAAGAAUCCCAUCAUCUAUUCAAAUAUGGGUUUAGUGCUUAGAAAAAUGGAGGAUUUUGAGACUGCUGCAUAUUGCUACUCUCAAGAAUUGAUUUAUUCAUCAGAAAACACAAGGACUCUUAAUAAUAGAGGAUAUUGUCUCGCUAAAUUAGGCCAAUUUGAAGAAGCUAUCAGCGAUUAUUCAAGAGCUAUUAGUCUAGAUCCAAUUAACAUUCAUGCGAUCUAUAAUAGAGGAAUUUGUAAUGAAAGGAUUGGAGAGUUUCACAAAGUAAUUUAAUGUUAAACUUUAUAGGCUAUUGAAGAUUUCACUUAAGUAAUCCAUUUACAGAAUGAUUAAGGUGCUAAUGCUUACUUUAAUAGAGGAUGCUGUUAUGAUAAGUAUUUAUUUGUUCAAUUCUAUUAGUAUUGGGGAGAUGGAUCUUGCCAUAGCUGACUAUUCAAAAGCAUUGGAAAUAGAUAAUAAAACCAAUAAAGCCCCUUGA